Molecule: messenger RNA, 2762 nt
Organism: Mycena citricolor
Lineage: Eukaryota; Fungi; Basidiomycota; Agaricomycetes; Agaricales; Mycenaceae
Source: the annotation of a GenBank genome assembly
CCAGCACUGCCACUCAGCAACCUACCCCAGUCCUGAGCCAAGUACAAGCCAAGUUCCGUUAGACUGACGCCACUGCGCAUGACCCCAACAUAACUUAUGCGCCCACCCCCGCGUCCUCAUAUUCGCUAUCCUUCCCGCUAUCAUGCUCGCGCUUUCCGCUUUUCCUCAACCUCAUCGUCAUCUUCCGCUCCACCACCCAACAAUCCGUACACUUUCCACAUCGGAGCGAGCUUCGCGGCCAAGCCGGCAGUGCGGUUCGCCGGCGAGAAGCCGAAGACGCCCUUCCCGUCGGACGGGAUUAUCGGGUCGUGGCGCAACCGAAUGCUCGGACGCCCCAAAGCCGUGCAUUCGCGAGACGCCGGGGAGGAUUUCUACUUCCACGUUAAUAUGCGCGCCAAGUCGGGUGUGUGCCUGGGCGUUGCGGACGGGGUGACAGGGUGGCUGGAGAGUGGUGUGGAUCCUGCGUUGUUUUCGCAGUGUCUCAUGUACCAUGCACACCGAUAUUCGCGCAGUGCAUGGGCGGGUGCACCGGUGGAUGAUGAUGCCGACGGCGAGCAUGAGGUCGAAGGAUGGGAAUUGACCCCGUAUGAGUGCUUGGAUCUCGCCUAUGGUGGGGUGCUGCGCGAGAAACUAGUUGAUGCGGGCUCAAGCACGGCGUGUAUCAUCAGUCUCAACGCAACUAACGGCCUGCUACGUUCAGCCAACCUGGGCGACAGCGGGUUCUCGAUACUACGGGACUCCAGUGUACUGUACACACAGCCCAUCCAAUCCCACUUUUUCAACUGCCCCAAACAACUGACGAAACUGCCGCAAACCGGACGACGGUUCACUCGGGCGUGUGUCGAUUCUCCCCGAGCAGCCGAGACAUAUGAAACUCAGCUGUGCGAUGGAGACAUCGUCGUCGCCUACACGGAUGGCCUUACGGACAACGUCUUUACCUACGAGAUGGCAGAAAUCUGCUCGCCAGACCCGGAGCUGCACACUGAUGCUGAGCAGGUGCAAGGAAUGGCAGACCGCCUGGUGACAUAUGCCCGCGACUGCAUGGCUGCGAAGUCGCGGGUCUCGCCGUUCGAGCGUGAGGCUGCCAGAGAGGGCAUGUUCUUUCCUGGUGGAAAACCCGAUGAGUGCGUCUUCUUUGUUGAGCUAGGCAGCACCUGACAUCGUCAAGCAUAACGGUUGUUGUCGCAUUGGUCCGCGAAAACACUCUCGUAUAGGCUUUCGUAUAUAUCAUGUAUAUCAAUUUUGUAACAAGUAAGCCACCAAGAGUUCAAUCAAUGUAAAUAGUCCGUCUACCACAUAUCGACAGGGGCUCCUAUCUUCCCAUCAUUUUGUAAUCACUCUGUCUGUUUCUGUGUGUUUGCUCUUGCUCUAAACCUCCAUCAUCAAAUAACAAAAAGGGUCUCUGCGAAAAUGGCAGCCUCUCCUUCCGCCGUGGACGAUGUGCAGGAGAACUGGGGUCCUUCUGAUGAAGCUGCGAUGGGCUCCCGACGAAGUGCUGAACCAAACGGCGACGCUCACACCCAUCUGAACAAUCCUCUCGACGACCGGGGGCUCCCAGACUCCCUGGACGGGGACUACGCUCGCGGCUCUGGCCUGGGGAAAGCUGACGCUUAUCGGGAAAAGCAAGUCAAGCCAAACAAAGUCUACAUUGGGGGCUUGCCUGAACAGACUCGCAUGGAGGACUUGCAGAACUGCUUUGGUCAAAUAGGAAACAUUGUCAACAUCGAGCUAAAAGUCGGAUAUGGCUUCGUGGAAUUCGAGAGCCGGCAAGCAGCGGAGGAGAGUGUUGCAAAAUACCACGAGGGACAUUUCAUGGGCAGCAAAAUCCGGGUCGAACUCUCGCAUGGAGGAGGGCGGACUGCAAAGUACAAAGGCGAUCCGGGCGCCUGCUUCAAAUGCGGAGGAGUUGGUCAUUGGGCGAGAGAAUGCCCUCACGAAGAUGACGGUGGACGUCGGCCAUACGACAUGCCCCCAGAUCGUGGCCGCGACUACGGUUCUCGGGAUAUGCCGCCUCGGGAUUCACGCUACGACUAUGGAGGGGCCCCCUCUCGAGACUACCGGCGCCCGCCUAGUCCUCCACGUGAUUAUCGGGACUAUCCUCCUCCUGCUGGUGGCCGGGGACGCGACUACGACGAUUAUCGGCGCGGUCCCCCGCCCGCUGAGCGUUACGGUGGCGGCGGACCUCCCGACCGCGGUGGUCGGUACCCUCCGCCCGACUACCGAGGCGCCGGUGGUUACGGGGGUCCGCCUCCUCCUGGAGCGUUUGAUCGCUAUGACCGACGGUCCAACGACCGGUACGCGUCGUACGGGGGUCCGCCCCGCGGCCGCAGUCCCCCAAGAGGAAGGGAUGAGUAUGAACGUGGCCCGCCUCGUAGCGAUUAUCCCGACUACCGAGGGCGGCCUCCUUCUCCAGCACGGUAUAACGAGUAUCCGCGACCAGGCGGUGGGGGAUACAGACGGCGCUCGGAAAGCCCUCCGCCGCGUUCUUCGGGCAGCGGGUACGAGCAAGGCUAUGGGGCUGGUGGCGGUUAUCCAAGCGGCGGCGGCGGCGGCGGCUACUCUCAGUCUGGGCCCUCUCCUGGCCGGUCUCGUGACUAUCUUCCUCCUGGUCGCAACGGUCGGGACGCUCCUCCUGCUGGCGGUGCUCCCUUUGAUGCUGGUGGCUACCGGCGCUCUUGAGUCCUGGAAUCUAGGGGCUACCUCCACCAUCAUUACUAACAUCUCCCUCUUACAAAAAAACAAACUAAAUACUUGAAUCGUUC